This is a messenger RNA of Dermacentor silvarum, 5504 nucleotides long. It is a transcript of the gene RhoGAP93B, whose product is annotated as rho GTPase-activating protein 39. Bases 93 to 2159 code for a protein of 688 amino acids. Gene Ontology annotation, biological process: signal transduction. Gene Ontology annotation, molecular function: GTPase activator activity; protein binding. The record is from RefSeq and is a predicted model, not a curated record. Gene Ontology annotation, cellular component: cytoskeleton; cytoplasm. The transcript has 12 exons. Lineage: Eukaryota; Metazoa; Arthropoda; Arachnida; Ixodida; Ixodidae.
GAUGGCGGGUUCGGUGUGGUGCUUCGACAUGGCUGGAGCCGAUUUUGCCAAAGCUUAAAUGCUCGUCGCGCUCCCUUGGUCUUGGUUCGACCAUGGCCAACGAAAAGGUGGAAUGGGUGGAGAUAAUCGAGCCUCGCACCAAGGAGCACAUGUACGCCAACCUGACGACAGGCGAGUGCGUCUGGGACCCACCCAUAGGCGUCAAGAUCAAGCUGACCGAUGACAACCAGUGGUGGGAGCUGUUUGACCAGAACACGUCGCGCUUCUACUACUACAAUGCCAGCAGCCAGCUGACGGUCUGGCACCGGCCCAAGAACUGUGACAUCAUCCCGCUCGCCAAGCUUCAGACUUUGAAAGAGAGCACAGAGCUUGAAGAGCAGGUCUUGAGGUCGCCGGUUAGGAAAGAGUCCGUGGGAACGCAGACAAGAUGUGACGCUGGACUGCCGUUACAGGUACGGGAGGAGCCAACAACAUGCACAGUCUCCACGCAGACGAGCCCAGCCCCGUCUCCGAGGCAACACCGCAAGCGGGAAGCACUGCGGUGUGGGGCACAGCUGCCGCUCCACCACUACAUCCUGGAGCAGGCCAAGCUGCUGGGCUACCGGCUGGACCUGUUCGAGGAUGGUUCCUCGUCCUCGGCCUCCUCGGCGGCCGGCGACUGGGGCCACGACAACGACGACGAGGAGGACUUUGCCGACGACGAGGCCAUGAGCGCCCCAUCCUCGCCAUCGUCGUCCCAGGACGAGGGAGAUGGCCACGACGCAGCUGCCGGUCGUUUCUCUGCUGAGAGUGACAAUGGCAGCUGGACUUCAGGCUCCCCUGUGGGUCAUCCCUCGGCCACGCAGCAUGCUUCCCUGCGGCGGGUCGGUCACUCCAGGCCAGAUGGUGGAAGCCUGCUGGAGAAGUCACAGUCAUUCCAGGUGGCGGGGGGCUCCCGGGAGGCAUCGCCCGCCUUGCGGCCGCUGUCCGCCGAGCGCAAGCCGCCGUCUGAGAGCGACAUCGUCCAGUACGCCCAGGACAACCUGAACCGGCACAAGCGGGGCCUGUUCCGGCGAAAGUUCUCCCUGCGAGACAUGCUGUCCUGGUCUAAGGACCCCAUCCGCCAGCCCAUGAUCAUGACCACCGACAAGUCCCUCAAGCAUGACGCCUGCCACCUCUUCAAGCUCAUACAGGCAUACAUGGGUGACCGCAAGUGGAAGGCCUCACCCGAACAGGUGUCGGUGGAGAUCGCCACCCGAGGUUGGAGCCAGGCAGCACUGCGGGACGAGCUGUACAUGCAGAUCUGCCGGCAGACGACGGACAAUCCGCGCGCCGAGAGCCUGCUGCGUGGCUGGGAGCUCAUGGCCGUCUGCCUGGGCAUCUUUCCCCCAUCGGCCACCUUUCGGCCCUACCUGGAGAGCUACGUCCAGCGGCACCGGGACGACAUGGCAGUGGGCGCCUAUGCUGGUGCCUGCGCGCAAAGGCUCGAGCGCGGCGCCCAGUGUGGACCAAAGAGAGGCCUCCGGCGGCCCACGGCCGAGGAGGUGGCCCAGUCGCGGGCGCACCUCUUCCGGCCCUCCAUGUUUGGCAGCCGCCUGGAGGAAGUGAUGGCGCUGCAGUGUGAGCGCUUCCCCGACCGUUGCCUCCCCUGGGUGCAGACGACCCUGUCGGAGGCCGUGCUACGGUUGCAUGGAGCCCAGACGGAGGGCAUCUUCCGUGUGCCGGGAGACAUCGAUGAGGUCAAUGCACUAAAGGUGCGGCUGGAUGAGUGGCAAACGGUGGACUGUACCAGCGGUGGCGACCCGCACGUGCCGGCGUCACUGCUCAAGUUGUGGUACCGAGAGCUGCACGACCCGCUCAUACCGGCUGCCCUCUACCAGGAGUGUGUCGACUGCUGUGGCGAGCCCCAAGUGGUGCUGGCACUGGUUCGGCGCAUGCCCGAGCUAAACCAGCGUGUCCUCGCCUAUCUCAUCCGGUUCCUGCAGGUUUUUGCUGCCCCUGAAAAUGCUGCACUUACCAAGAUGGACGCCAGCAAUCUGGCCAUGGUGAUGGCACCCAACUGCCUACGCUGCACGUCGGACGACCCGCGGGUCAUCUUCGACAACACCCGCAAGGAGAUGGCGUUUGUGCGGACGCUCAUUCAGACGCUGGACACUAGUUUCAUGGAGGGCGUCCUAUGACCUCCGCUGAUUUACGCUGACCUUAGCUGCUCCAAGCAGCGCUGCAUCAGCAGACGGACGGGCUAGUUCGCGUUCUUCAUUGUGACGAAAGACAAGCGGCAUUGAAAGCCUGAGGCAGCUCGAGGAAAGCACGGAGGCCAUGGAUGUGAUAGCAAUGGCAGUAGGAGAAGGAGCCGAACAAAGUCUUGUUGGGAGCGUUUGCAGCUCGGCCUUGCUCGACUGCCACCAAUUGCCAGCAGAGUAGGCAGUGGUUUUUUGGUGCCGAUUCAUUUAAACUCAACCUCUGUACUCUCUCGGGUAGGUCAAGUAUCGAACAGACGACGGAGAAAGUGUCUCACCGAAGCUUCUCAGCCUCUGCUAGUCUCGAGGAAACUAGCAUUAUUUUGAGCAAGUUAGAACUCCCAGUAUGUAUUAAUGUAACAUCUAUGUUUGGACGAACUUGAGGUGCAAAAGCAUGCAGCGAGCAAGCUGCGUAACUGUUCCUGGUUGCAUGAAAGCGAUCUGGUGCCCCUUGACUUGGGCGUUUCAUUGCAGCCUGCACGUUACUUUGUUAUGCGAGAUACAUUUGUUACUGUUAAUAUCAUUAUCAUUAUUAUUCUCGUCACUUCAGCAACGCAGCUGCAGUUGUCAUCAGUUGUUGGUGCAUUGUCGUUUUGCAAUGCCGUGGAACAAGUGCUGGUGGCUGCCUCAGACUUUUUGUGCCGCCUGCCUUUGCUGGUCUUUCUCGUAUGACCCGGCCGACGUGCUCUUGAAGUGCACGGGGUUUAUCGACCGCUGUUGCCGGGGGUGUUUGGGCCACCAGGUGUCGCAAACGCUCAACGUGCGACGCUGGCUUCUGCUAUUGUUGACAACUGGAUUCACAAGAACGUAGUUAGAAGUCGGGUCAGACGUGUUAGUUCUGUAUAUGAUGGUGCGCCUGGCAAUUGACAACGCGCCGUAUUUGACUCACAAGCUGCCACUUGUGAGUCAAAUGGCUUGCGAUCUGUCGGGUGUGACUUCCGCGUGACACCUCACAAUGGACAGCUUGCCAACAUGCCAUUUUUCUUUUCCCAGUGCACGUUGGCAGGUGCUUGAACCUUGUUGAUAACAUGGCUUCACGUUUUGUUGCUGCAUCGUGGGCCGUGUUACGAGUUGUUCCUCCCCUGUACUCGAUUGGCUUUGAACUGCCUUGCAGACGCCGUUUAGCCAAUCGCGAGGCAGCCAAGGACAAAAAUGAGCUUGUAAACAAACAAGGAGUUACUCAGCAUAACUGCUUUUCGUGUUGCUAUUAUCAAGCUAAAUAACCGGCGUCAAGCAUGGGGUUAAAGGGUCGUAGAAACGUUACUCACUAGCUUGCUACUCUGACCUAAAUUAGCUCCAUUUUUAACAUUGUAGUAACAUUGCAGCAUUUGUUGGGCUGUAAAAGUGUCAUUUUUAGUUACUCAAUACUGCCUCAGAUCAUCUGGCCAAAACUUUCAGUAUUCGACGCGACUUGUAGUCACCAGACAUGACUCAUGAAUUACUUCGAGCCUCUGAGCGACUCAUAGCCUUUUGCUGCGUUUACAGUACCGGUGCGCUGAAAGAAUGGUGGGUUCCAGUCUGAGCAUACGUGGUGGUAAUUUUUACAGAUUAUCACCGCACCUACAUUAUCAUUAUUUUUCUCCAAAGUGCAGCAAGCGUUGGAUUGUGCCUACGCCGUGCGUCCUCUUGAUUGGCCACACUUGGAUUGUUGUUUAGUCCGGUGAAUCCACUCGCAAAUGGAUCGUAGAGACGACUGCGUUUGCUUUGUCAUAGCAGAGCUCUUGUUCGUUCAACCCUCGUAAUGCUUACCUUUCGUCACGUGACCGGGGCUUGUGCAAUCCUUGGGCGCAGUUCAGAGAAGGCAGAGGGCAGCACACUUGUUCACAACAGUGUCUCAUCUGUGUGGAGGCUUGUGGGUUGUUCAUCUUGGCCAGCUCGACUUCUUUACUUGGCAAUUACUGGUAGAUGGUUAGCAGCGGUGGAUGAACUCUCUUUUCGAAGCAAACUGUCCCAGAAAAGCUGUGCAUUGCCUGUACAGUCGUGCAAUGUUGUUUAAAGUGAGAAAUGUAGUGCCACAUGCUGUCUUCCAUGUUCUCUCUGCAGCGUGUGCUUCAUUGUUUUGUGCUGGACAGCUUGAUGCAAUUUUGUUUCUUUGAGCGAGCAUAUGCACUUGGAAUUUAUUUUCUUCAGUUUCACACUCUUUCAUUCGUGGCCUAUUACAUUCACGCACUGUUGUUUGGAUCCGUUGUCUUAAAAAGGCAGCAGCAGGUCCAGGACAGAAUCCACAAAUAGCAACAGGACACGAGUACAACUCGCAUGUUUAAGUUCCAGACUAUACAGUCUGCAGUGGGGGUGCGAAAUGAAAUGGAAAAAUGGGCCAGGAUGGCUAGCAAGCUUAAAAAUCAACUGGAAAGCAUGUGACGUGUCAUGUGACCAAUGCGCAUGACAUAUAUCAUAUUUCCAUAACAUGGACACAUGGCAUGCAGUUUCACAUCUGGUGCAGGCAUCAGGCUGCAGACCGAGCAUUCACAGCCUUUGUUGUAUGCAGCACUCUUCUGCUCGAGGGCGCCAAACUUCCCAGCAAACCACUUGUCCCAUUCCCUCAUUUUUUUUUACUCACACGGACCAAGUUCACACCGGGACACAAGAAAGCAUCAAAUCGUGAACGUAAUUUUGUAUAUCCUCUCCUUCCUUCAGCCGUGUUAAAGUAGAUGUCGCUAUGAGCGAGCUUAAUAUAAAUUCUGGACUAUUUGAGUUUCAACUCCGUGCCGUUGUUUCUUCACCUACCCACCCCUUUUGCUGGUGACUUGAGCAUGGCCUUACGGGCUGAGAUUGACCUUUUUGACAUGGUAAGAACGAGUUGGAUACAUUCGAAUGAAAUUAAUCAUUGCACUGCACUGGACACAGUGUUCCGAUGUUGAGAGCAGCCAUCCUUUUUCCGGGUGUAAUUGAUAGUGUGGCUGCAGUGGGCCAAAUAGCUUAAUGGCACUAUCCCAUUCAUUUAUAUAUAUAUGUAUUUUUUUUUUUUCAUUACAACAAAAUGCACUGAUGCAUUUAAAAACCGCAUUCAUCAUAUUCAUCUUGCUCCGACACCUCCCGUCUGUCGAAGCAGUUUGACGCACAUAGGCAGAAACCACCGACACACAUUGUAGUAUGGCCAUUGUCACUUGUCAUCUUUCUCUUACCCUUUCCAUGUCAUUACCCAUCUCUUCCCAUCUUUUAAAGGGGCACUGGAGAGAUGUAUUUAGCUAACCUAGAUUGGGAGGGUACACUAUUGGAGUAACUGGAGAGAUGUAUUCAUCUAACCAAGAUUGGGAGGGUACACUAUUGGAGUACUAUAUCCCC